AUGCAAAAGCUUACAAAUGUGAAGGAGAACCAGAAACAGAAUAAACUCCUCUGGAAUGUAGAAGGCAGAGUGAGUUUAAGAGAUUUAAGAAGAAGAAUCAAAUACUUACAACUACGAUUCAAUAAACCAGUGCGCUAUGCGGCCACUGUCAUCUAUAUUGUGCAGACGAUUCUCUACACAGGAGUCGUGGUGUAUGCACCUGCGCUAGCGCUCAAUCAAGUGACUGGGUUUGAUCUCUGGGGCUCUGUGUUUGCAACAGGAAUUGUUUGCACAUUCUACUGUACCCUGGGGCACUGCACCGUGGCUGCCAGCAUCAAUGCCUUAGCAACGGUGACCUUUGAGGACUUUGUCAAGAGCUGUUUUCCCCAUCUCUCCGACAAGCUGAGCACCUGGAGCAGUAAAGGCUUAUGUAGGUAGAGCCAAUUCAUCUUCUACUCCAUGAGUGGGCACAUUGAUCUGAUCUGUCUUGUUCCACAGGCUGCUCUCAGCAUCCAUGGCAUGUGCGGGGGACCAAUGCUGGGCUUGUUCUUUCUGGGAAUCUUGUUCCCUUUUGUGAACUGGAAGGGUGCAUUAGGUGGCCUGCUGACUGGAAUCACCUUGUCAUUUUGGGUGGCCAUUGGAGCCUUUGUCUACCCUGCACCAGACUCCAAGACAUGGCCCCUGCCUUUAUCCACAGACCAUUGUGUCCCAUCAAAUGUAACAGAGUCAGUGCCUACAGUGCUACCUAGCAGACCUUCCAUCGCCGAUACCUGGUAUUCGAUCUCCUACCUUUACUACAGCACCGUGGGCUGCCUCGGAUGCAUUGCUGCUGGGAUAAUCAUUAGCUUCAUAACAGGUCACCAGAGCAGCAAGGAUAUUCAACCACUGCUAAUUAGACCGGUUUGCAAUUUAUUUUGCUUUUGGUCUGAAAAGUACAAAAGACUGUGUUGGUGUGGUGUUCAGCAUGACGGUGGGACGGAGCAGGAAAACCUUGAGAAUGGCAGUUCCUGGAAACAAGGGGCUGAAUCUACCUUACAGAAUGGACUCAGGCAAGAAAACCUGGUCCAUAUUCCAGGCCAUGAUCCGAAGGACAAAAGCUACAGCAAUAUGGCGUUCGAGAAGAUUACCCAUUUCUAACACAUGCACAAAAAUAUAAACCCCCCGCACACACACACGCAGAUACACACAGUCCACAUCCUGCUUGCCUAUUGGU
Leptonychotes weddellii (Weddell seal) is the source of this 1192-nucleotide messenger RNA. The record is from RefSeq and is a predicted model, not a curated record. Lineage: Eukaryota; Metazoa; Chordata; Mammalia; Carnivora; Phocidae.